This is a messenger RNA of Salarias fasciatus (jewelled blenny), 1768 nucleotides long. RefSeq names its product immunoglobulin superfamily member 21-like. The coding region runs from base 1 to 1104 and encodes 367 amino acids. Gene Ontology annotation, cellular component: adherens junction. The transcript has 6 exons. NCBI's taxonomy places the organism in Eukaryota, Metazoa, Chordata, Actinopteri, Blenniiformes, Blenniidae. The record is from RefSeq and is a predicted model, not a curated record. Gene Ontology annotation, biological process: heterophilic cell-cell adhesion; homophilic cell-cell adhesion.
AUGACCACUGUAGUUUCCACCUACAUACGUAAUCCUAAAAUGGCAUUUUCUGUGUAUCUGUGCAGUGUAUCGGGAUGUUGUUUAAUUCUGCUUUCACACUUGUCCUCCACAGCCCCUCCAAACAACAUAUCAGUGGUGGCGGAGAACACUCCGGCCCCUUUCAGUCGAUACCAGGCCCAGAAUUUCACUCUUCUCUGCACUGCGAAGGGAGGAAAACCAGCUCCUUCGGUGUAUUUCAAGCGUGACGGCGAGCUGAUCGAGGUGAUCUCCUACACGCACCCCACCAGCAUGGAGCAGGGGGGCGGCGCAGCAGGGGUGAGGGGAGCCAGGCCGCUCAUCAGCAGGGACCUGGACGACACCAAGCUGCAGCGGUCCCUGUCCCUCCUGGACCCCGAGGGCCGCUUGUCCCACCUGUACACGGACAACCCGCAGCGCGUCCACACUCAGGGCCAGCAGGCCUCCGAGCCCAGCCCCGCCACGGAGGUCAUUCCAGAGACAGUGGUGAGCCGGGAGUUCCCCCGCUGGGUGCACAGCACAGACCCGCUCUACUACUUCAGCCACACUCACAUCCCCCAGAGCGACGGCUCCGUGGUGGUGCAGGCCCGGCUCACCUGGACCCUCAACCCGCAGCUGGACAACGAUGCUCUGUUCAGCUGCGAAGUCAAGCACCCGGCGCUGUCCAUGCCCAUGCAGACAGAGGUCACUUUAGCCGCUCCGAAGGGUCCUAAACUCUUCAUGUCCCCCACGAGGGCAAAAGUGGGGGACACCGUGCGCAUAUCGGUGCAAGGAUUCCAGAAUGAGGUUUUUCCUGAGCCACUCUUCACCUGGACGCGAGUGGGAGGGCGCCUGCUGGACGGCAGCACGGAGCGAGAAGGGAAGGAGCUGAUUCUGGAGAGAGUGCCGGCUGAGCUGAACGGCUCCAUGUACCGCUGCACGGCCCAGAAUCCUUUGGGCUCCACAGACACACACACUCGCCUCAUAGUCUUUGAAAAUCCAAGCAUGAUGAAAAACACACAGAAUCAGAACAAUGAAGCCCCUCGCAUGGACGUGCUCGGACUGACGUGGAUGGCACUUGUCCUCACAGUGACAGUGGAACUGACGUGAAACCUCUCAUCCAAGACACUUGCGCUCACACAUAUGCACACACACACACAGAUACACGCACACACACACACACACACACACACACAGCACACACUUGCCCUUCUCAAAUAGCAUUUGCAUAAAUGUACAAACAGAAACACACACACACACACACACACGAGUACAAGCCUUCUCCAGUCAUCAGACCCUCCAUACGUCAGUUGAUCAGGAAACAGUGCCACCUCACGAUGGCGCCUCACUGUUUUUGUAACAAAAUAAUAACCGAUAACGAUAUCAAAAGAAGAACAACGUGAUGAACAUGACGGUAACCACCUCCUAUAUAGCCCUGCCCAGUUACACCUUUUUUUUUUUUUUUUUUUUUUUUUUGUUUCUUGUCCCACGUCUGCCUGUUGAUCAAUAAAAAUCAGUUGAUUUAAAAUGGAAAAGAGAAAAGCAUUUGGAUCUUAUUUUGAUGAGUCAAAAUGUCGUUGGUGUUGACUGAAAUGUGAAAAAGUGAACUGGCUUUGACUGUGACGCUCGACCAACCGCACCCCCUCCACCCAUCUGCUACAUGUCCUGGGAUGCACCCGAUUAGCUACAAGCUGAUAAACCACUGGAGAACAAAUACAGACGUGGCUCCGAGACAACCGUCUGUUUUUUUUAUUUUUAUUAAUAUUACAAGUUU